GAUGAAAGUUCCUGCGAAUCUGCAAAAAUAAUAUUUGGUUUUUCCAAUGAAUCGAAGGACAUGAUAAUGUUGCUCUUUGAACGUGCAUUAUAAUCAUCAGGUCUCUCCAACGACCAACGUGAUUCAAUCUUCAUCUACAUUUGCAACAAUUCAGUCCCUUUAUCAAGGUUAGGAUAUUCCAAUGGAUUCAAAUCAGGAAGCUAUCAAAGCACCUCCAAAUCCAUCUCCAUUAAGAACUGGGAAAUUCUAUCAGGCCAACAUGAGAAUUUUGGUUACUGGGGGUGCCGGAUUCAUAGGCUCUCACCUAGUUGAUAGAUUAAUGCAAAACGAGAAGAAUGAGGUGAUUGUCGCGGAUAAUUUCUUCACUGGAUCGAAAGAUAACAUUAAACAAUGGAUUGGUCAUCCAAGAUUUGAGCUUAUUCGACAUGAUGUCACAGAGCCAUUGCUACUUGAAGUUGAUCAAGUAUAUCAUCUGGCUUGUCCUGCUUCUCCAAUUUUCUACAAGUACAAUCCGGUUAAGACAACUAAGACUAAUUUCAUGGGGACAUUGAACAUGUUGGGACUUGCCAAGCGAGUUGGAGCAAGAAUUUUGCUUACAUCAACUUCUGAAGUUUACGGUGAUCCCCUGAUUCAUCCUCAAGAGGAGAGCUAUUGGGGAAAUGUUAACCCCAUAGGUGUUAGGAGUUGCUAUGAUGAAGGGAAAAGAGUUGCAGAAACUCUUAUGUUCGAUUACCAUAGGCAACAUGGAAUUGAAAUACGAAUUGCUCGAAUCUUCAAUACAUAUGGACCACGGAUGAAUAUUGAUGAUGGGCGUGUCGUUAGCAAUUUCAUUGCUCAAGCAAUACGCAAUGAACCUCUUACUGUUCAAUUACCUGGGACUCAAACUCGCAGCUUCUGUUACGUUUCUGACAUGGUUGAUGGCCUGAUUAGACUAAUGGAAGGAGAUCACAUCGGACCAAUCAACAUUGGUAAUCCAGGUGAAUUUACAAUGCUUGAGCUUGCUGAGACAGUGAAGGAGCUUAUCAACCCUAAAGUGGAUAUCAUAAAGGUGGAGAACACUCCAGACGAUCCUCGUCAAAGGAAGCCAGACAACACCAAGGCGAAGGAAUUGUUGGGUUGGGAGCCAAAGAUCAAGCUCCGAGAUGGCAUCCCUCACAUGGAGAAGGAUUUUCGCCAAAGACUUGCUGUCCCCAAAUAG
Messenger RNA from Impatiens glandulifera, 1198 nucleotides. RefSeq names its product UDP-glucuronic acid decarboxylase 5-like. Bases 182 to 1198 code for a protein of 338 amino acids. NCBI's taxonomy places the organism in Eukaryota, Viridiplantae, Streptophyta, Magnoliopsida, Ericales, Balsaminaceae. The record is from RefSeq and is a predicted model, not a curated record. Gene Ontology annotation, cellular component: cytoplasm. The transcript has 13 exons. Gene Ontology annotation, biological process: D-xylose metabolic process. Gene Ontology annotation, molecular function: UDP-glucuronate decarboxylase activity; NAD+ binding.